This is a messenger RNA of Populus trichocarpa (black cottonwood), 1328 nucleotides long. Its product is annotated as 2-methylene-furan-3-one reductase. The record is from RefSeq and is a predicted model, not a curated record. The transcript has 4 exons. Bases 25 to 1176 code for a protein of 383 amino acids. Gene Ontology annotation, molecular function: zinc ion binding; oxidoreductase activity, acting on the CH-CH group of donors, NAD or NADP as acceptor. NCBI's taxonomy places the organism in Eukaryota, Viridiplantae, Streptophyta, Magnoliopsida, Malpighiales, Salicaceae.
GAGACGAGAGAUAAGGUUGGGAAUAUGGAAACCACAAUGACAACCGCUGUACCCAAACUCACAACCCUUCACCCUCGCAUCUCCUCCAAUUCAUUUUCUCUCAGAUUUUCCCUCACUUUCCCGGCAAAGAAAACCGCUCUUGUUAAGCAUACUUGUUCACCCUCUCACAUUCCUCUAAGAGUUUCUGCAAGUUCUCAAUCCCAAGCAGCAGCUGAAGCCACCAAAGUGUCCUCCAUACCUUCUGAAAUGAAGGCGUGCGUAUAUGGAGAAUAUGGGGGCGUGGAAGUUUUGAAAUUUGAUGAUAAAGUUUCAGUGCCUGAAGUGAAAGAAGACCAGGUUCUGAUCAAAGUUGUUGCUGCUGCUCUCAACCCCGUUGAUGCCAAGCGAAGACAGGGCAAGUUCAAGGCCACUGAUUCUCCCCUUCCGACUGUUCCUGGAUAUGAUGUUGCCGGAGUGGUGGUAAAAGUUGGCAAUCAAGUGAAGGAACUGAAGGAGGGUGAUGCAGUAUAUGGAAACAUAAACGAAAAGGCAUUGGAAGGACCAAAACAAUUCGGCUCUUUGGCAGAAUACACUGCUGUUGAAGAGAAGUUAUUGGCCCUGAAACCUAAGAAUCUGGAUUUUAUACAAGCUGCUGGUCUUCCUCUCGCAAUUGAAACCGCAUAUGAGGGUCUGGAGAGGACUGGCUUUUCUGCUGGUAAAUCUAUUCUUGUUUUGAAUGGUGCUGGUGGUGUUGGAAGCCUUGUGAUUCAGCUAGCAAAACAUGUGUUUGGUGCUUCAAGAAUCGCAGCUACUUCAAGCACUGGAAAAUUGGAGUUGCUCAAGAGUUUGGGGGCUGAUUUGGCUAUUGACUACACUAAAGAGAACUUUGAAGAUUUGCCAGAAAAGUUUGAUGUAGUGUAUGAUGCCAUUGGACAAUGCGACAAGGCAGUGAAGGUUGUGAAAGAAGGGGGCAGUGUGGUGGCCUUAACUGGUGCAGUCACACCCCCUGGUUUUAGAUUUGUGGUCACUUCCAAUGGGAAUACUUUGAAGACACUAAACCCUUACUUGGAGAGUGGAAAGAUAAAGCCAGUGGUUGAUCCUAAAGGCCCGUUCACAUUUUCUCAGGUCGCAGAGGCCUUCUCUUACAUUGAAACAAACCGAGCAACAGGAAAGGUAGUCAUACAUCCAAUUCCAUGAGAUGAAUGGAAUUAUCAAUCCCAUUUUGCAAUGUAUUCUUCCUUUAAUUAAUAACCCACUCCAAUUAAUCCCUACUUAAUUAACAGUAUUGAGCCAAGAGUAUGUUGAUAUGCAGAAUAUAUAUAUGAGAGUAAAGUUUUCCAUUUCUUGAA